Molecule: messenger RNA, 3353 nt
Organism: Dendroctonus ponderosae (mountain pine beetle)
Lineage: Eukaryota; Metazoa; Arthropoda; Insecta; Coleoptera; Curculionidae
Gene: Lrpprc2
Product: leucine-rich PPR motif-containing protein, mitochondrial
Exons: 15
Coding region: 369-3278 (969 amino acids)
Molecular function (GO): protein binding
Source: RefSeq, a predicted model, not a curated record
CCUUUGCGUUAAUAGAUGGCAGCAGGUUAGCGCGGGUCCAACAAAGUGCGAGAGAGUGGGCUAUCUAUACUUGUCUUUAUCUAUGGUCAAUAGUAUGUAGUCUGUGGUUUGGGUAUCGGCUCUACACACUCCCCACUCUUUCCCGUCUUCCGUCCCAUGCCCACAUCUUCAAACGGUGGGGCAAAAUAUAUUCGGUCGUUUAUGAAUGAAUCGCUCUAUCUAUACUUAGUUAAUCUAUGGUCAUAAUAAUGUGUUUGAUUUCUCUUUGGUAAAACCACAUUUAGAUGAUCUGUCUGUCACUCCAAACUAACCUGGAAAAAGAUUGAAGGUUAAAAGUAAAUACAAAAUAUUUUGAACACAAUUUCGAAAUGCAAAGAAUAAAUAAUGCUUUCGUACAGUAUUUACGGUCGAAUAGCUUUAAAAAUUACCGUAGUCCCACAGUGAGUGUUUCAGUACUUUACCAUAGAUUAAAUAGGUACUAUAGGUGUUUUAGUCAGGCGGUUAAGAAUUAUCCCAGUCCAAAUGGCAUAUCCGACAAGAAAAGAUUUAACGUUGAAGAUUUAAUUCAAUACGUGAAUACUGGCAAGGUGUUUUACCUCAAACAACUCAUAAAUGUUUAUCCUACAAUUGAAUUUGAUAAGCUUAAUUCUGAACAAGCUAAACUAUUGCUGGAACUAUGUGGAUCAAGUGUGGUAGAUUCAUCUUGCGAUCAGAGAAAUGCUCUGUGCCAAAAACUAUACGAAGACAUGACACAAGUUAAUAAAGUAACAAUCGACGUGUUGAAUAGAUACAUCAAAACUUGCACUGAAAAUAAACACUUGGUUCCAUGCGAAGAGCUAUUGGGAAAAUGGUCCAGCGAUGUGGAUACGUAUAAAUUAUUGUUUGAAAAUGCGAGUGAAGUCGGUGCAAUGAGCGAUAUGUUCAAAAUUCUGGAGUUAAUGAAACAGCAGAAUAUUGGUCUAGAUGGUGACAUUGUAAAACAUCUAGUUUUGGGGCAUGUUAUUCAAGGAGGAUUGAAGUCAGCUCAUACCGUACUGAGCACGCUGAGAAGUGCACAGAUUUUCGAAAAUAAUGACGUUAAACUAGCAAUAUUUAAAGGGUUGAUUAGGCGUGGUAAUUAUAUGGAAUUUAAAAAGGCAGUAGAAAUCUACCCUAUUCAAUUAACCGGAGACCAGCUACUAAGCUUCAUUGAGGAAAUGGGACUUAAUGGUCUUGAAUCGUGGCUGGCUGAAAUCAAAGGCUUUUACAGUCAUGUUCCAAUUAGCAGAACAUUUCAAAUUGAUGUUGAGAGACUUUGUAUACAUUUGAUACACAUGGAUCAACCUGUAGCAGCUAUGAAUAUUUAUGCGCAGUUUGUAGGGCUACGUCCUAAUGUGUCUUUUGGGUGGUCGUUGCUUAAAGAAAUGCUUCACUCUGAGAUUGACAUUGCUACUAUUAUAUCGUUAGCGAAAAAUAUAUCAGAAAAAGAGAUGAAUCCAUGUAUUAUGGAGAGUUUAUCGGAGUUGGCCCUAAAGUUCAAGUACGAAAAGCAAGCUUGGGCUCUUUUAAAAAAUUUGGAUUUUGUUAGGCCGCACUAUUUUUGGCCGCUUCUUGUGGAAAAUGGUAGAACUAAUGGCGAGAUUGGAAUAUUUUCCACAUUAACGCGCAUCAAGGAGUUUAACGUAAACCUAGACGCCGACACGCUAGAAUUUUAUGUACUGCCGAAUUGCGACUUAUCGAAUUGCAAAUUGCUUCUGUUAAAAUUGGAAAACGUGGGAUUUACUGUACAUCAAAUAUUGAGUCCUUUAUUGGUGGUUUUAUUAAAACAGAAUGAGACUAAGAUGGCAGCUGAGUUAUGUAGCCUUUACAAUGUUAAUAUAUCUCGAGAAGGGUUUUUGCGGUUGCUGGCAAAAUCUUGGUCAUCUACCAAAGACUCCUCGUCCGUUUUAGUACUGUUGGCGAGGUAUUGUGAGUCUAAUCAAGUGGAACAAGAUUUAGUUGGAAGCUUUCUAAUUCAAAUAGUAAAACUUGGGAUGACCACAGCAUAUUUUUCGCAUUACCUGGCUUUAAUGAAGCUGAUAAGAAAGCAGCGGCUUAAGGUCACGAAUCAGUCAGCCUAUACCCUCCAAGAUAUCUGCAAACCAUUUAUCACCACUACCGUACAAAAAGAGUUUGAUUCUAUUAUUGCUUCUCUAGUAGACUUGGCUCUAAAUCUCCCAGAUUCCUCUUCGAUUAUUCACCCGAAAAACAUGAACUUGGAUGAGUUGGAAUGUCAUUUAAUAGAAUUACGUGAAAAAAAUAUGGAAAUCCGAGGUGUUCUUCGCAAGUUGAUCCAGCUACAUGCCGGCAACGGAAAGGUUCAAAGAGUGAAAGAACUAAGAGAGCUUUUCCGGCAAUCUGGAUAUUCGGAAUCUGCCGGAAUGAAAAGCGCGAUAAUGCAUAGUUACAUCGUUGGAGAACAAUUAGAUGAAGCCAUCAAUUUAUAUGACGAAUUGAAACUUUCACAUCCUGACUUUAAAUUGGAUAACUAUAAAAUUAUAGAUCUAGUCAAGCUUUUAGUAGAGAAUAACAGAUUUAAUGAGGGCGUGUCGAUUAUCAACGAACAAAGUUCUAAAUCCAAGCAAGCCGGUAAUAUUCAAGCUAUUCAGAGAAAUUGCAGGGCAUUACUAAAGGCUUGCAAGACUGAGGAACAAGUAGAAGAGAUGUUCGCACUUCUUAUGAAAAAUGGUUUAUGUGUUGCAUGUAAUGUUACUCUCGGGCCUCUAAUAGAAAUUUGUUUGAAAACUGGUCAAACAGGCAAAGCUGUAGAACGAUACAUAGAGUUGUCCCAAAAAUACAAAUGCACACCUUUUCAACUUGAAAUUUUAAAAGCAGUUUCCAAAGAGCAAAACUCUGCUGUGUUAGAUAGACUAUUGAAAGCGACGGAGGCUGUGCAUGGAUCUGCAGCUGCCCAGUUGGGAUUGAUCGCUGCACUUGCUGAAAAUGGACAGCAAAACGCGUUAAGGAACGCUUUACUUAAUAUGACCCGUCCUAUUGACAGAUUAUUGGAAAAAAGAUGUGCUAGAUGGGCUGAAGAACGGAAACUUGAACCACUUCAAUGCCUAGCCAAUGCCAGUAGUCGGUUGAAACAUAGUUACGUGGACAUUGAUGUUAUACAUAAUAGUAUAAUUGAUAUUUAUGAUAUCAACAAUGACUGUGAUGGUGCCUUGGCUUUUUUCGACAGCGUUUCCGACGAGAAAAGUUCACAGCUCGCAAAACGUGUCGAGGAGAUGCGAAAUAAAAGCAGGGCAAAAAUAUAGUUUGAUUACAAAAUUAUUUUAACCUCAACAUUUUAGCAUUUGUGAGCAUACAGUUUAAAAUACAAUACACAAGAA